Messenger RNA from Bathycoccus prasinos, 1098 nucleotides. Its product is annotated as zinc transporter ZupT. The coding region runs from base 1 to 1098 and encodes 365 amino acids. The transcript has a single exon. The record is from RefSeq and is a predicted model, not a curated record. Gene Ontology annotation, biological process: zinc ion transmembrane transport. NCBI's taxonomy places the organism in Eukaryota, Viridiplantae, Chlorophyta, Mamiellophyceae, Mamiellales, Bathycoccaceae. Gene Ontology annotation, cellular component: membrane. Gene Ontology annotation, molecular function: zinc ion transmembrane transporter activity.
AUGGCUGGUUUAUCCACCACCGUGGGGUCUAUGUUUGUGUUUUGCGCGGAUUACGCGAACGUGAAACUUCUCGCCGGCGCGUUGGGCGUAUCCGCCGGGGUGAUGAUAUUCGUCUCUUUCGGGGAGAUAUACGGGGUGAAAGCGGUGGACGCAUUUGAGGAAAUCGAGGGGAUAGAUAGAGACGAAGCGACGAGAUACGCGACGUUUUGUUUUUUUGGAGGGAUAGCGAUUACGUACUUAUUAGAUUGGUUGGUGCAUACGAUUGCGAGAGUGCACGAGCAAAGGACGGGCGAUAAGAUGGUGAUGUCCUGUCCGGCGUGUCAAGAGGAGGAUCACGAACAUUUUGGGACGAUGGAAAGAGGUUUGGCGGAUAUUAAUAGGAAACAGAGUCAGUCGGACAUGUCGUUUGAGUUGAUGGAAGAAGAGGCGGACGCGGUGACGGCGGCGAAGCAGCAGCCGACGAUGCAAAGGAAGAAAAAUGGGAGCGUCGCGAGUACGAGUUUACACAAUCCAGAACACACGCACGGACCGGUAUCGGACGACCACGAACACCACGAACACCACGUAAGCACGCAGGAUUUGGAACAUGUAGAUUUAUCGUCCAUUCCACACACGCCUUUAGACACGCAAGAUCGCGCGGCUUUGAAGAACAUGGGUAUACUCACCGCGAUAGCCAUUGGUAUUCACAAUUUCCCGGAAGGAUUGGCCACGUUCAUCGCCGCUUUAGCCGAUGCAAAACUAGGAGGCGCUUUAGCCAUCGCCAUCGCCAUUCACAACGUUCCAGAAGGUAUAUGUGUCGCUAUGCCUGUGUACUAUGCCACAGGCUCAAAAUGGAAAGGCUUCUGGUGGUCAUUCAUCUCCGGCGUCACCGAACCUAUCGGCGGUUUAGUCGGAUAUUUGAUCUUACACGGCAACAGCAUGUCCGCGAGAGCGUACGGAACACUCUUCGGCAUCGUCGGUGGGAUGAUGGUGUACAUAUCUCUCCGAGAGUUAGUGCCAACGGCGCUCAAGUACGACCCGAAAGAUAAGUUUGUAACCAACUGUGUCUUUGCAGGCAUGCUUAUCAUGGCGGCGUCCUUGUUGCUUUUUAAAGUUUAG